CGAAUCACAAACGGCAAACGCUAUGCCCCAUCUAAUGUAACGCAUCAGCGUUAAACGUACCGAAUUCAGAAUUUACAAUGUCAGUCCACGGACGUCACGGAUCACGGACGAAAACGAAACCGCAGUAACCGCACAAUGCGCAAUAGCAGCGCGUCAUAGGAUCAUAGCUCUACAAUUUAGAGGUUAAGCCUGUUUCAAAUUGCAACCAACUUUUAAAUUGUUUAUGCAACGUUUUUGGCAAAGUUCAUAGGAUAAAUAAUGACGGACGUGCGCGAUAUUUUGGACAUUGAAGUUCCAUGUGCAACAGAAUUGACAAAGGAGUCUAUAUUGGGUAAUGAUAAGAAAAACAAACGUCGUUAUGAUUACAAAGUGCCGAAACGUCCCGAGGGUAUGCACCGCGAAGUGUUUGCACUAUUGUGCAAAGACAAUAAUGAUGUGCCACCGAUUUACCCAACUGACACGGGAACUGGAUACAAACAAGUACGUGCCAAACUGGGCAUGAAAAAAGUGCGACCCUGGAAAUGGACGCCAUUCACUAAUCCAGCUAGAACCGAUGGUGCAGUAUUUCACCAUUGGCGCAGAGUGACCGAUGCUGGCAAAGAAUAUCCUUUUGCUAAAUUCAAUAAAAAAGUUCCGAUUCCCAGUUAUACCAAUGCAGAAUACGUACAAUAUUUGGUCAAAAGCAACUGGACUCGUGCAGAAACCGAUCACCUUUUUGAAUUGUGUAGACGGUUUGAUCUUAGAUUCAUUAUUAUUAACGAUCGGUGGGAUCGCGCUAAAUUUCCAGAAAGGUCGGUGGAAGAACUCAAAGAAAGAUAUUAUCAUGUUUGCGGAGCACUUACUAGAGCAAAAUCUCACUCCGAAAAAAUUUACUCAUUCGACGCCGAUCAUGAAAAGCGUCGAAAAGAACAGCUGAAAAAGCUUUUCACCCGUACACCAGAGCAAGUAGAAGAGGAACAAACAUUGCUAGCUGAGUUAAGAAAAAUUGAGCAGAGAAAAAAAGAGAGAGAUAGAAAAACUCAGGAUCUACAAAAAUUAAUAACUGCUGCGGAUCAUCAAGCAGAUCCUAGAAAGAGUGAAAGGAAAUCGUCCAAAAAGAACAGUAGUUCAUCCAGAAAUAGACCUAAUAAAUCAGAUUCUUCCCACACCGUAAAAUUACAGGUCGUUGAGACAGCAGGGAUCAAGUUUCCGGAUUUGAAAAACAGUGGUGCAACACUCAGAUCUCAGAGAAUAAAACUACCAAGCAGUUUAGGUCAGAAAAAAAUGAAGGGUAUCGAGCAGAUGUUGAACGAGUUACAGAUUGAAUUGAAUCCACCACCUACGGAACAAAUUUGCCAGCAAUUCAAUGAUUUGAGAAGUGACAUCGUUUUGCACUACGAACUUCGAGGUGCGCUAGCAACGUGUGAUUACGAAUUGCAAUCGUUAAGACAUCAGUACGAAGCGUUGGCACCCGGAAAGACACUGACAAUCCCACCGGCUCUAUUACCUAAAACGGAUCCUGAAGUAAAGGCUGACAUAAUAGACGUUGUUGGGUCACCGAACACUCCCGCGAUCAGCCAAUAGAGUUCGUCGAAUAACGUGUGAGCAAUUAUUCAAAAUGUACAAAACCAUCAAGUCUCAAUGUCAUGUUAAUUUAUGAUUUGUAAUAAAUGUUACAGCUCGAAAUCGAA
Molecule: messenger RNA, 1670 nt
Organism: Venturia canescens
Lineage: Eukaryota; Metazoa; Arthropoda; Insecta; Hymenoptera; Ichneumonidae
Gene: DMAP1
Product: DNA methyltransferase 1 associated protein 1
Exons: 5
Coding region: 259-1563 (434 amino acids)
Biological process (GO): chromatin remodeling; negative regulation of transcription by RNA polymerase II; DNA repair
Cellular component (GO): NuA4 histone acetyltransferase complex; Swr1 complex; nucleus
Molecular function (GO): transcription corepressor activity
Source: RefSeq, a predicted model, not a curated record